Spodoptera frugiperda (fall armyworm) is the source of this 678-nucleotide messenger RNA. RefSeq lists its product as uncharacterized. The record is from RefSeq and is a predicted model, not a curated record. Lineage: Eukaryota; Metazoa; Arthropoda; Insecta; Lepidoptera; Noctuidae. Gene Ontology annotation, molecular function: nucleic acid binding. The transcript has 2 exons. The coding region runs from base 1 to 678 and encodes 225 amino acids.
AUGUUACAGAAGGCUAACGGUGAAUCGACUUUAUCAAAAACUCGUGCUUAUAAGUGGUACAAAGCGUUCAAAAGCGGUCGAGAUGUGAUAGAAGAUUUGCCUCGCUCUGGUAGGCCAUCAACGUCUGCAACUGAAGUUAACAUCGCAAAAGUGAAGGAAAUAGUGACUGAAAAUCCUCAUUCAACUUUGAGAGAGAUAGCCACCGAACUUUCUGUAUCUCACGAGUCGAUUCGUACCAUUUUAACUAAUAAUUUGGGUAUGAAACAUGUUGCCGCUCGGCUAGUCCCAAAAGACCUGAAUUUUUUCCAAAAACUCAAUCGCAUGAGAGUCGCUGAGGACAUGCUAGAACGAGUAAAUUCCGACCCAACAUUCAUGAAACGCAUUGUUACUGGUGACGAGACGUGGGUUUAUGAGUUUGACAUGCAAACUAGUCAACAAGCUUCGGAGUGGCGCCUUCCAACUGAACCGAAACCGAAAAAACCACGCCAAAGUCGUUCAAAAGUCAAAGUCAUGUUGACUAUUUUCUUUGACUAUCGCGGUGUUGUGCACUCGGAAUUCUUGCCGGAAGGUCAAACGUGUCUGGACUAUCACGGUCUGGGCAUCGGAGUCAACGGCAACUUGAACAUCAUCUUCAAGCUGCUCGGACUCCGCUCGCACAAUGGGACCGUUGUACGUUAA